Dermacentor andersoni is the source of this 1272-nucleotide messenger RNA. The record is from RefSeq and is a predicted model, not a curated record. Lineage: Eukaryota; Metazoa; Arthropoda; Arachnida; Ixodida; Ixodidae.
AUGUCGCAAGACCAGACCGCAGCGUCCACCAUCUCGGUUCAAGCUCCACCGUACAACGUGUUCACCGAAGUGAACGGCCGGCUGGACCAGACCGGCAUCGCGGGAGGAUUCCAGUCCACCGUGCUGCAAUCCAUGAACGUAGCGUACAACAUCACGCUAGGCAACGCCCAUGGCUUCAAGUUCCCGAACGGAACCUAUGACGGACUGUUUGGAAUGCUGCAAAGAAACGAGGUGGACACGCUGUUUUUCCCCUACCCGCUGAACGAGCUGGUCAUGGCCGACUUCCACGCGGUUCCCGUGUUCCGCUACGACCCUGUCUGCAUCCUGAGUGGAGUGCGCCGCCUUUAUGUGGACGACGACUUCGCCAUCGCCACCACUUUCGAGCCGCGCGUGUGGCUCGCCAUACUCGUUGCGUGGAUCAUCACCACCAUGGUGACUACGCUGCUAUACAGCUUCCAACCUUCCCUGGCUGGCAGAAGAUCGCGCAAGACGUUCACCAGCCAGCUGUUCUCUUACCUCCAGGUUCUUCUGAUGGAAGGCACGACCAUGGACCUUCGCCGUGUGAGCGUCCGGCUGGUCUUCUUGGGCUGGUCGCUGGCCAGCGUACUUCUGGGCAACCUGGUCAACGGAAGCGUCAAGGGCAGCCUGGUGGUGCAGACGCCCGCGGCACGCAUCGAUAGCGUGGCCGACGUCAUGCGGCUCCGCUCGCCGCCGACGCCGUACACUCUCAAGACUGGAUUCCUCGAGAAGGCGCUCGAGGAGUCCCCACGGGCCGAGUUCCGCGCCAUGCACGCUCUGAUGGUACGCCAGGGCGGAUUCCUCGUCAACUACAUGGACAUGGUGUCGCCGCGCACCUUCGACGCCCUGAUGGCCGGCACCGGCGUCCAGAUCAGCACCGAGGUGGCCAUCGUUGAGCACUACCGCGCCGCCUGCUCGAGCCCCGGCCGUCGGUUCCACAUCGCCCGAGAACCGAUCCUCGAGAUGAAGCUCACCUGGUACUCGAGCCGCUCGCUUCCGACAUGCUUCCUCCGACAGAUGGAGCUGAGGACCAUGUGGCUGACCGAGUCUGGCCUGCCGUUCUACAGACGCGAGCGCUUCCUGUCGAAAAUCAGGAGCUGCGUCUUGAGGGAGGGCUCAGCCCGAAGCAAGGUGCAGGAGCACGCAGCGCUGUCUCUGCGUGACGUCAAGGCAGCCUUCUACAUCUCGCUGGCGCUGGUAGCGGCCGCGCUGGUCGCCUUCGUGGGCGAGGUGCUCACGGCUCGUCGUCAUUGA